UUAUGUUUGACAACUGCAGUAGCAUAUUAUGAUGGAUCAAAGUGGACGCGCUGGAUGGUGUUUCAACACCAUUUAAAAAAAUAAGGUUUAUAGCGAACCCUAGAAUGAAUUCGUCAUUGGACCAAAAAAAUAGCUCAGUAUCAGGAACUGCAAUGAAUGGAUCUCUUGGAGUGCAUGGCGGCACAACAACGGAAGACGUGUUCAAACUUGUGGCUUGCGCGCUAGUCGGGGUCCUCUCACUUGUGGGUAACAUUCUCGUCGUCGUCGUGGUAUUCAAGGCUCCUCGUCUGAAGACUGCCACGUUCUACCUGCUGGUGAACAUGUCUGUGAGCGACCUGCUCUUCACCUGUAUCUCCAUGCCGCCCUUCAUGGUCAACAUCACGGGGCGCGGGCUACUGGUGGGUGGUAGCGCCGGGCUCGCCGCCUGUAAGAUCGUCAACUCUUCAGCGUUUGGAUUGAUGGCAAGCUCCGUGCUCACGAUGACCGCCAUCGCGUUCGACCGCUACAUCGCCAUCAUCAAACCGAUGAAUCAUAUAAUGACUGGAAAACUACUAAAAGCCAUCGUUUUAGGCAUCUGGAUCGUUAGUAUUGCAAUUAUGAUUCCUUUGAUUAUCGUCCUUACAGUCGACAACUAUAAGGAUGAUUUUUACUGCGACGAGAACUGGAAAGAAAUUGCAAGUAACUCAGUGUUUGCUUCUAAAGUAUACACCGUCAUGUUAUUUAUCAUCAUCUACAUCAUACCAUUCACAACGAUGACGGUGCUGUAUUCCAUCAUUGGACAAAAACUGUGGUUCAAGAAAGCUGUCCGAAACGUUAACAGGGAGCAACAGCGCCUUGUGGUGUGUCAGCGACGGCGCAUAGUGUGCAUGCUCGUUGUCGUGCUUGUCGCUUUCGUCUGCUGUUGGUUGCCGCUGCAAAUCGUCACUUUCAUGGCUUAUUUCUCCGACACACACAUCCCUAGGCCUUUAUACUUCACAGGGGAAUUCCUAGUGCGGGCAAACGGCGCACUAAACCCCCUUGUGUAUUUUACCUUCAGCAAGACCUUUAAAAGGGAAGUUUUGUCACUAAAACCCUUCAGUUAUUGCUUCAAGCGCAAACAAUUUACUGUGACUAUGAUGAUUGGUAAUUCUCCUGGCAUGCGCAGUUUGAGAUUUAUCGAUGACGAUGGUAGGGAUAAGGGGGUUGAAAGUAAAAAUGGCGUCACUUUAUCCAGGAAUGUACCAGUUAUGGGAAAAUAACACUUUAUAAUCAUCCAUGCUAAUCAUCCAAGCUUAUUUUUUUAUACCAUUUUAGAAUAGCAGUUAAAAAUAACAGUCUCCAUACUCAUAGAAAACUAAUAAAAAGAACCUUCCUGUGUC
This is a messenger RNA of Nematostella vectensis (starlet sea anemone), 1358 nucleotides long. RefSeq names its product QRFP-like peptide receptor. Bases 105 to 1238 code for a protein of 377 amino acids. Gene Ontology annotation, molecular function: peptide binding; G protein-coupled receptor activity. NCBI's taxonomy places the organism in Eukaryota, Metazoa, Cnidaria, Anthozoa, Actiniaria, Edwardsiidae. Gene Ontology annotation, biological process: G protein-coupled receptor signaling pathway. Gene Ontology annotation, cellular component: membrane. The transcript has a single exon. The record is from RefSeq and is a predicted model, not a curated record.